AUGGAUGUCCAGCACCUUAGCGCAACUGCUGCUGCUGACGUGUAUCUGCAGCGUCUGCACAGUGACACGUGGCACACGGAAGCAGCUGAACAUGGCGGCAGCAGCUUCACCCGCCCGCCUGCAGCUCCACCUGCUGGCCUGCAGCAGCAGCUACGCGGCUCACGAGGUGGUGGCGGACAGCAGCCGCGGCUGGUGGUGCUGGAGCUGCAACAGCAGUGCCUGACGACCGGCAGCAGCACCAACAGCACCUGGCGGCCUGCAGCUCCCCGUGACGCCCUGCAGUUCCCCCUGACGGAUGAAGCACCAGCGGCCGGCAUAAGGGAGCAGCUGCUGCUGGCGGACAGCAGCAGCCGGCGGCCUGCACCAACAGCAGCGGCUGCCCAUGGUAACAGCUGA
Messenger RNA from Closterium sp. Naga37s-1, 396 nucleotides. Lineage: Eukaryota; Viridiplantae; Streptophyta; Zygnematophyceae; Desmidiales; Closteriaceae. The record is from the annotation of a GenBank genome assembly.